ACUAUGGAAAUCUGAAAGUGGCAGGCCGACCAAUGAAUUUCAUUCUACACAAACCGGCCGUGUUGUGUAGAAAUGGAUAUAUUCACCUCUUCUUUCCAGUUUCCAGCGAAAAGAAAAAGAGUGAAUAGAAAGAAUGAAAUUAAUGAAUGAAUCACGCAGGAGAAAUUUCAGGGUGGCUCAAACUGAACAGGGCAGCAUGAACCAACCAUCUGCAGUUGAAGCUCUUGUUUAUUUAUCAUUUGCAGCAAUGGGUUCUUUUUUCUUCUUCAUUCUCUAUAUAACUUCAUUGUAUGCUAACACAAACCGCACUGAGGUAAACUGCCCCGCAGUGAAAUGCAGUCAUGGCACCCCUGAACCUGAUAUUCAUUUCCCUUUUCGCUUAAAAGACCAGGUGCUUCAACACUGUGGUCUCCCCGGUUUCGAGCUGUUUUGCACAGAAAACACCACUAUGAUUCACUUUCCAUCUUUUGGUGACUUGGUUGUGAAAUCAAUCUCAUACGAUACCAAAAAAAUUGAACUGCUUGACCCCAAAAGUUGUGUCCAUGAAGUUUUUCUGAAUCUCAAUCUUUCUCCUCCUUCGCUCUUCAACUAUUACUUCAUUGCGAGGAACUACACAUACCUCAAUUGUUCAGCCAGGCUUCCGCCUGCUUUCAAGGAAGUCCCAUGUUUAAGUGGCUCUACACAUUUUGUUUACACUGUGAAGCCUUCUUUGGCGGUUCCGUUGUCUUGCAGGGCUGUGAAAACAAUUGCGAUUCCGUUUGCAUAUAGUCCUUAUCUCUCUGACAAUAGUUUCGGACUUGGACUAACUUGGGAAUUGCCUGGAUGUGAAGGCUGUGAAGGAAAGGGAGGCCUGAAGAAAUUCCUGUCAAAAGCAACAUUUAUCAAUUACAUAAAAUACCUUCAAGGGCUAUACCUUGAAGUUUAAGGAAUUCUUGAUUAUCAGACAUUGAAGCAACGAAUGAAAAGUCCAGAUGGGAAAUUAGGGAGGAUGAUUUUAGAUAUUGUUGCGUAUGUGUAAUUCUAUGGCUACACUAACUGCCGUGUCAUAUAUUUUGUUCAGUAAAUGUGCUAAGGUUGAUUCUGGCAAA
Molecule: messenger RNA, 1088 nt
Organism: Mangifera indica (mango)
Lineage: Eukaryota; Viridiplantae; Streptophyta; Magnoliopsida; Sapindales; Anacardiaceae
Product: RING-H2 finger protein ATL22-like
Exons: 2
Coding region: 134-925 (263 amino acids)
Molecular function (GO): polysaccharide binding
Source: RefSeq, a predicted model, not a curated record